AUUCCAUCGCCAUAAAACAGCCCAUCUCCGGCCCGGUUCGCUUAUGAACGGUUGAUAUUUUCCCGGUUCAAGUAAACAUGAUCCCAAAGCCCUUCUGGGUCAUCGCCGCUUUCGGGUUGAUCUCGAUGAACGUUCAGGUCGAUGCCACGCAAUGGCACGCAAAGCAGGUGCUUCAGUUCUUCCGUCGUGUCAGGCUGGACAAAACGAAGAAUCCCGUCUACCAAAGCGACGUCUUGCGCGGCAUUCGGACGCAUCUGCGAGAGCCGCUCGUACAGAAAGCCCUUUGCUUACCCAAGGGCACCAAGCUUUCGGCGGACUGUCUCAACCGAAUGGUGGACAAAGCGAGACAGAACGAGAACAGAUUUUACGCCAAGUUCACGUACGCGUGCAAACGAUUCGCGGAAUACUCUGCUAGCUGCCUCGAGACCGCCCGGCCCUUGUACUACCGGAGCCUUGCGGUGCUCGCUAAUCAAACCGAAAAGUGCUGGAAAGCGUAGGCACCUGAAGCGAUAUCCGCGGAAAAGCACCGACCCGAGGAAAAUAAAUUCACAGAAAUAAUUACACAAUUUCCAAAAAAGAAAACUUAUACCGUUUCG
Molecule: messenger RNA, 596 nt
Organism: Anopheles nili
Lineage: Eukaryota; Metazoa; Arthropoda; Insecta; Diptera; Culicidae
Exons: 3
Coding region: 78-497 (139 amino acids)
Source: RefSeq, a predicted model, not a curated record